AUGAUAAAAUACUUACUCCUUUGUCUCUUGGCAAUCAUUGCUAAUGGUGCAGUAUUAGGAAUUGAUUUUGGAUCUGAAUUCAUCAAAGCUGUUUUAAUAAGUCCAGGCAAAUCUUUUACGAUCAUUGAGAAUACUACAAGCAAACGUAAAACAGAAAAUGCUGUAUGAUCAAUAAUAUAUGCUUAAGAUUGCAUUUUAUAACAAGGAGCGUUUAUAUGAGAGCGAUGGUGCUUCUAAAAAAACUAAAUAACCUAAAAAUACAUUUACAUUCUUAAACAAAUUUUUAGGAGCAUUAGCCAAUGACGAAAAAAUCGUAGAAAUUUCUAAAUAGUCUUAUGAAGAUUUUAAAAUAGAGAUUGAAGAGGUAAAGUUAUAAACAACUUAAUUUUAGAGAGAAGGAACUUUUGCCUUUUAAGUUGAUGGUGUAGAGGUAGAAGGAAAAGACACUAUGAUUGUUAAGGUAGAAGAAUUAGCUGGAAUGAUUCUUAAAUUUAUAGCUAAGUUAGUUGAUUUCAAUCAUUAAAUCUAAAUCAAAGAUGUUGUAUUAACAGUCCCAAGUGAAUGGAAUAUAAGUUAAAGAUCGUAAUUUAAAAUUUAAUAUUUUUUUUUAGAGCAUUAAAAUCAGCUGCAUAGUUAGCAGAAUUAGAAGUCUUAGGAAUUAUUAAUGAAAACACAGCUGCUGCCUUAUAUUAUGCUCUUGAACGUUAAGAUGAGAAUAAGCAUACUGCUUUAUUUUAUAAUAUAGGCUCAUAUAAUAUACAAGUUUCUUUAGUAGAAUUCUAAGCUAUUGAUGCUCAAAAGAAAAAGAUUGAAACAUUAAGAGUUCUUGCUGAUUAUUCAGUUUCUAAUGUAGGAGGAUAAUCUUUAGAUAUUUUAUUAGCAAAUCAUUUUGCCAAAGAAUUCGACAAUUAACCAUCAAGAAAAGGAAAAAAAUCCAUUUUUACUAAUUCUAAAGCAAUGAAUAAAUUAUUGAGAGCAGCUAAUAAAUACAAGGAAAUCUUAUCAGCAAAUAAAGAUACUUAAGUUUAUUUGGAAGGUUUAAUUGAUGGAGAAGAUUAUAGUACAUCAAUUUAAAGAUCAACUUUUGAGGCAUUAUUUGAAGAUAAACUUCAAUAAUUAACUGAUCCAAUUAAUUAUGUAUUAGAAAAAAGCAAUAAAACAAAAGAGGAUAUUAAUAUUGUAGAAUUAAUAGGUGGAGGCAUUAGAGUUCCAAAAAUCUAAUAAGUGUUAUCAAAUUAUUUUGGAAAUGUAGAAGUAGGAACACAUUUAAAUGGAGAUGAAUCUAUGGCUUUUGGUGCUGCUUUUCAUGCUGCCAAUUUAUCUCAUUCAUUCAAAGUUAGACCAGUUUAAUUGACUGAUGGUUUUAGUUUCAGUAGCUCAAUUGAAAUUAAUGGUGUUAAUGAAGAUGAUUAUCAUAAAGAAUUCUCAUUAUUUGGAUAUAAAAAGAAAUAUGGAAGUACUCGUUCUUUAGAAUUCUCAUAUGAUAAAAAUUUAAGAUUAGACAUCUUUGUUGAAAAAGAUGGAUAGAAAUCUCAAUUAAUUUCAUAUCAUCUAAAUAAUAUUACUAAUGCAACAGAACUUAAUUUCAGUAAACCAGAAAUCUCACUUACAUUCAAAGCUACUUCAAAUGAAUUUAUUAAACUAGAAAGUGCAGAAAUGAAAGUUGAAGAAAUUAAACUCAUUGAAAUUAAACCUAAUGUUACUACAACUAAUACAACUUCAUCAUAGCCAAAAUCUCAAGCUACAAAUUAAGCUGAAACCUAGGAUAAUGAAACAAGUGAAGAAGGUGAUAUAUCUGAAGAAUAAGUUUAAUAAGUUGAGACUACUUAAAUUAAUGAAGAACCAUAAGAACCUAUUGUUGAAGAACCAAAAUUCAAAAAAUAAAAAAUUAUACAUACAUUCCCUAUCAAUUAUACUAUAACACAUCAUGUUGUAUUAGGAUUAAAUCAAUAAGAAAUAGAUGAUUCAAAAAAAAUUAUUAAAUAAUUUGAAACAGCAGAAGAAAAUAGUAGAAAAUUAAGUGAAAUUAAAAAUAAAUUAGAAUCACUUAUUUAUACAGUUAGAGAAGUUAAAGAUGCUGAAUAUUUCUAAAAGGCAUCAACUGAAACUGAAAGAACUGAAAUCUUAAAGACAAUUGAAGAACAUGCUGAAUAUCUUGAUAGCGAUGAAGCUUGGACAGCUGAUUUUGAAAAAUUCAAUACUAAGUUUACUUAAUUAAAUAAUUUGUAAUUAUUAUUUUUAUCAAAAUAGAUUAAAGCCUAUUUAAGUUAGAUUAGAUGAAGCUAAAGCUAGACCUUAAGCUAUUAAUGAAACUAUUACAAAGUUGACUGAUUUCCAUAAAAAAGCAAAUGCUCUUAACUCUACUAUGCCUUGGAUUCCUGAAGAAAAAAAAGUUAAGUUUUUAGGACAUCUUACAAAUACAACAGAAUGGUUGAAAACUAAAUUAGAUGAAUAAGAAAAAAGGGAAUUACAUUAAGAUCCAGCGUUUUUAAUUGAAGAAUUGAAGAAAAAAAUGGAUAAAGUCAGUGAAGAAUACACUAAAUUAAAAGCUAUUCCUAAACCAAAAAAGGUAUUCAUUAUAAAUAUUAUUAUUAGACCCAAGAAUAAAAGGAUGAAGAGAAAAAGAAAAAGGAGGAAAAGAAAUAAAAAAACAAAAAAGAAUCUGAAUCUGAUACAACUGAUUCAAGUAACAAUUCAAAACAAGAAUAAUAAAAUUAAUAAGAUGAAAAAGAAUAAUCAUAAUAAGAAUAAUAAUAGGAAGAUAAUUUUUAAGAUUAAUAGGAUAGUCAAACCUAAGGAGACGGAGAACCAACAAUUGAGGAUUUGUGAUAUAG
Messenger RNA from Paramecium sonneborni, 2834 nucleotides. The record is from the annotation of a GenBank genome assembly. Lineage: Eukaryota; Ciliophora; Oligohymenophorea; Peniculida; Parameciidae.